This is a messenger RNA of Mercurialis annua (annual mercury), 1793 nucleotides long. Its product is annotated as F-box/FBD/LRR-repeat protein At1g13570-like. The coding region runs from base 110 to 1414 and encodes 434 amino acids. The transcript is spliced from 4 exons. The record is from RefSeq and is a predicted model, not a curated record. Gene Ontology annotation, molecular function: protein binding. NCBI's taxonomy places the organism in Eukaryota, Viridiplantae, Streptophyta, Magnoliopsida, Malpighiales, Euphorbiaceae.
UCAAUGUUUUAUCUAUUUCCUUUUCUGUGUUUUCCUAUUUCCUUUCCAUUAACAACUAGAAGAAAGAAAGAAAAGUAAAGCAGUAAAGGAAGGAAAAAAAACUGAAACCAUGGAUAAUCCACCGGCCAAAAAGACUGGGAACAGCUCAAGAUCCGAUAUAAUCAGUAACUUGCCGAGUAAUAUCAUAGAUAAUAUUCUAAGUUGUCUGCCGAUUCAAGAAGCAGUGGCGACUAGUAUUUUGUCAAAGGAAUGGAGGUUCAAGUGGAGAUAUCUUUCGAAAUUGGUAUUUGACAAAGCUUUUUAUUGGACAUCGAUAAAACGCAGUACGGGAAAUCCUAGCAAUAAUCUAUUUUUUCUUAACAUGUAUAGAGUCUUAUUAGUUCACCAUGGACCCAUUUUGAAUUUUACUUUUCGUGUUCCGUUGUUAGAAAGUUGUGAUGAGAUUGACCGGUUGAUGCUUUACUUGAGCGAGAAAGAUGUUCAGGAAAUUUUCUUUAUGAUUGAAGGAAAUGAACGCUAUAGAUUGCCAUCAUAUCUGUUCUCAUGCGUGACAUUGAGGCGCUUGACUUUGUCCUCAUGUACUUUCGUAGUUCCAUUGGCGUUUCAAGGAUUUGUUAAGUUGAUUUCUUUUACAUUACAAUCUGUUCAUUUGAGUACAAAUAUAUUUGAAACUUUCAUUCCCAAAUGCCCAUUACUUGAAAGACUUUCUAUACAAGAAUGUGACGAAUUUGAUAACCUAGAUAUUGACAUUCCUUAUCUAAAGUUCUUCGAGUUCUCUGGUGAUUUUAAGUCUCUUUGUUUUAGAAAACCUUGUCAGCAUCUUUCAACGGUUAUAUUUGAUGGAGAUCUUGAUGCUUGCGAACCGACCAAGCUUCUCGAAUAUCUGCCUGUCGUCAAGCACCUGCGACUCGGAUUGAGCUUUGUGCAUAACAUGCUUCAUGAAACAAUGCCAAAAAAACUUUCUCUUGGCUGUCUUAAAGUUCUUGAACUGCCUGAUAUAUGUUUUUGGCGUGCGGGUGAUAUCUCCACAGCUUUUUCCUUGAUUUUGAGCUCUCCUAACUUAGAGAAGCUGGAGAUUGGGUCAGUUGGUCUUCAUAGAAGAGAACUUGCUACGGAAUUUUUAGAAGUAAAAGACCCCUUGGCUAAUGAACUGAAAAAACUUCGAGUGGUGAAGAUAAAGCUCGGAUACACAAAAGCAAUAAAACCUGAACUAGAAUUCAUCAAGUUUUUAUUGGCUGGAUCAGUAGAACUAGAAAAGAUGUUUAUACAGCCUGACGAAAGAACAGUUGCUAAGGAAGGACUUAAAAUUCUGAAAAGGAUAACUCGAUUUCAACGUUCAUCAAAGAAAGCAGAAAUUGUAUACCUAAAUACUGAUGACGAUGAUGAAGUUGGUAGUGAUGGUAAUAAAGGUUAGGAUGUUGAUUAUUAUGCCUGCUGCUAAUAAAAUUUGUAGUCACUCCAGCUUUUGCUUAAUAAAUUUCAAAAUAGUUUUUUUUUUUGGGAAUGCUGAAGCAUUCAAGAUAUCAAAUGUGGAAAGCUUGUAAUCUUCAUGGAACUAUCAGACAGUGUUACCGAAAAUAUAUUAGCUAAAGAUUGUCGGAGUAGUUUAGCUGCUAGUUUUAUUAGGAGUCAUUUUUUGGAGUCCGCAACAUUUCUUCUGCUGAUUCUGUUAUGGAUGCUUGGCUUGGCUGGCUCCUCGUACGGUUUUAGAAGUAGAACGGCGUCGUAUUGACAUUAUCCAAAUAAAUUGUUAUAUUUGUAUUUUAAUAUCUAUUUCGAUAUUUGGCAUUUAA